Messenger RNA from Sphaeroforma arctica JP610, 480 nucleotides. RefSeq lists its product as hypothetical. Gene Ontology annotation, cellular component: PAS complex; endosome membrane. The annotation marks the transcript as partial. The transcript is spliced from 4 exons. NCBI's taxonomy places the organism in Eukaryota, Ichthyosporea, Ichthyophonida. Gene Ontology annotation, biological process: phosphatidylinositol biosynthetic process; positive regulation of kinase activity. The record is from RefSeq and is a predicted model, not a curated record.
AUGACCACAAGCAAAGGCUUACAUACAUCCAUCUGCUUCAUUCAUCACGAGUUCUGCUACGGUGCACAUCUUAACGCACGUAAGGGCGGGUUAAUUGGGCUGGCGGGUGUGGCCAUUGCUUUGGACGAGAAGAUCAGUGACUAUGUUGCUGACUUAAUGCUUCCUAUGAUGGGGUGUCUGAGCGAUCCGGAUUCUCGUGUGCGAUAUUACGCCUGUGAAGCCCUAUACAACGUGGCCAAAGUUGGGCGUGGCGGGAUUCUCCCGUUUUUUAAUGAGACCUUCGACAAACUGUGCAAGCUCAGCGCAGAUUCGGACGCUAACGUACGCAACGGAGCGGAUCUAUUGGACCGUCUGGUCAAAGACAUAGUGCUGGAGACCACGGCCUUUGAUGUGCGAGCCUUCAUUCCGUUGCUGAAAGAGCGCGUGUACGUGGUUAACCCGUGUGCGCGACAGUUCAUCGUCUCCUGGAUACAAGCGCUG